Papaver somniferum (opium poppy) is the source of this 1868-nucleotide messenger RNA. Its product is annotated as DUF21 domain-containing protein At1g47330-like. The coding region runs from base 254 to 1702 and encodes 482 amino acids. The transcript has 12 exons. Gene Ontology annotation, biological process: magnesium ion homeostasis. Gene Ontology annotation, cellular component: intracellular membrane-bounded organelle. The record is from RefSeq and is a predicted model, not a curated record. NCBI's taxonomy places the organism in Eukaryota, Viridiplantae, Streptophyta, Magnoliopsida, Ranunculales, Papaveraceae.
CCUCUUGUUCCUUAAAUAAUGUCAAAUUUAAUGACGUGCAGAAACUUUAUUCUACCUUAAUUUAACCUUUUAGUUUACCCUGCGACACUUCUGUUUCCAAGGAUAGAAUGGUUAUUAUAGCUAGUCCACUUUCGCUUUGAUGAUUGUUUUAUGAACAACUUUGGACUGUACUUUAACAAACUAGACUAGAAGAAGAAGAAGAACAUCUCCGGCUGGAGAAGUGUUGUUGGAUUUUCAGACAAGUAAAGAAAGAAUGGCUGAAAGCGUUGGAACACAAUUGUACACAAUAGCAAUAAUAAUAGGGUUAGUAUGUUUUGCAGGUUUAAUGGCAGGUCUUACUUUAGGUUUAAUGUCUCUUAGUUUAGUCGACCUUGAGGUACUCAUCAAAUCUGGUCGUCCUCAAGAUCGGAAAUAUGCUGCGAAGAUAUUUCCAGUAGUAAAGAAUCAGCAUCUAUUACUAUGCACUCUUUUAAUUGGGAACGCGUUAGCUAUGGAGUCUCUCCCGCUAUUCUUGGAUGAGCUCGUGGCUCCUUGGGCGGCUGUUCUAUUAUCUGUGACUCUAAUCCUCAUGUUUGGAGAGAUAUUGCCACAAGCUGUCUGCACUCGUUAUGGUAUGAAGGUGGGAGCGAUGACAGCACCCUUUGUUCGUGUUCUGCUUUGCUUGUUCUUCCCAAUUGCUUACCCAAUUAGUAAGAUGUUGGACUGGAUGCUGGGUAAAGGUCAUGCUGUCCUUUUACGGAGAGCAGAGCUCAAGACAUUUGUUGAUUUUCAUGGGAAUGAGGCUGGAAAAGGUGGGGACUUAACACAUGAUGAAACUACCAUAAUUGCUGGUGCUCUCGAGAUGACUGAAAAGACGGUAAAAGAUGCCAUGACUCCCAUUUCCAGCGCAUAUUGCAUUGAUCUAAAUUCAACUCUUGAUUUGGAGACAUUGACUGCGAUAAUGACAAAUGGACACAGUAGAGUUCCUGUUUAUGCAGGCAACCCAAAGAACAUAAUUGGGCUUGUCUUGGUCAAAAAUCUGUUAACAGUUGAUUCAGAUGACGCAGUCCCUCUGAAUAAAAUGAUCAUACGGAAAAUUCCUCGGGUUCCAGAAACUAUGCCUCUUUAUGAUAUUCUGAAUGAAUUUCAGAAGGGUCAUAGUCACAUAGCUAUUGUGAUUAGGGAUCAUAAUGAGACAAAUGAAUCAAAGAAGGCUAAGGAGAUCAAAUACAUUGAGACAAAGUUGCAUGGUAAGAAGCUGAAGGACUCAUCUGUUACCACUGCACAAGAACACAAAGGUUUAAACCCCCACGUUCCUGGAGCGAAACCAGAGUCUCGUGUAUCUCAGGUAGCAGUUACAGGCAACGAUGGAAAUCAACAGUCAAAAAGUCGUCCUUUGGGUGCUUUUGGCUCAAAAAAGCAACAUAAAGGUUGCUCACAUUGCAUUUUAGAUGUUUUGAAUUCUUCGAUUCCAGAAUUUCCACCAAAUGAAGAAGUUGUGGGUGUAAUUACCAUGGAGGAUGUAAUUGAAGAACUUCUCCAGGAGGAGAUACUGGAUGAGACUGAUGAAUAUAUAAAUAUACAUAACAGGAUAAAAGUGAACAUGCAAGGAAAAGUUCCGAGCCUGAACUCACCAGAACCUUCUCCCAUCUUUUCGUCAACUGGAUACAUACAAACGCCUUACAAUUUGGAGCAGCAUUCAACUUUAAAUGAGAAGGCUUAGAUCAUCAUAUCUAUUAUCUACUAGCUUAAAAUUAUAGAGGAAAAGCAUUGUAAAUUUUUUGUACCAUUUGAACCCUAUGAUAAGGCUUUGUUUUGGAUCCUUUAAAAAUCUGAAUACGAAAGUUCUAAACACGUGAAGUAUGAGGCUGAUCGGCCGUUGCAUCUCA